This is a messenger RNA of Ctenopharyngodon idella (grass carp), 4970 nucleotides long. It is a transcript of the gene ttll5, whose product is annotated as tubulin tyrosine ligase-like family, member 5. The record is from RefSeq and is a predicted model, not a curated record. Gene Ontology annotation, molecular function: tubulin binding; tubulin-glutamic acid ligase activity. NCBI's taxonomy places the organism in Eukaryota, Metazoa, Chordata, Actinopteri, Cypriniformes, Xenocyprididae. Gene Ontology annotation, cellular component: cilium. Bases 229 to 3981 code for a protein of 1250 amino acids. The transcript has 32 exons. Gene Ontology annotation, biological process: protein polyglutamylation; microtubule cytoskeleton organization.
UGCCACCCGUUGGUUGUUAUAGCUUUACGCGCAUGCGCUCAUCAAUGGUUGUCAGCUGGUUGUUAUAGUAACAGGCGUCAGGACUUUAGCGCCGGUGAGGCUAUGGAGCUAACAGUUAAUAAUCACACAUAGGACCAAAACAGAUGAGUUAAGUAGAUUGGAGAUGAGUGCUGUCACACACACAUUGAGCUGACACACACACACACACACACACACACACAGACGGAGAUGCCAGCCGCUAGAGAACAGAAGGACGGAUCGGAGUCAUCGUCUGAAGAUGAGCUGGAGAAACACCCGUGUAUCGCCUGGAGUGGUGUCAGUAAAAGGAUUCCCGUGCUGCUCUUCUGUGCAGAAGCCAUUGUGUCCAAAGAUGUGGCCAUCCGCUCUGUUGGAGAAAAAUAUAACUUGGCCUUCAAGAUUGUGCGUACGGAGAGUCGUCUUGUGCGUGGCAUACUGGUCAAUCAUGGAUUCCAUGAGGUGCACCCAAAUAGCAAUGAUUUUAACCUGAUGUGGACUGGCUCGCACCUGAAACCCUACCUUAUGCGCUCUCUACAGGAUUUCCAGAAAGUCAACCACUUUCCCAGGUCGUACGAGCUCACGCGGAAAGACCGGCUCUACAAAAACAUCCAGAGGAUGCAGCAAACCCAUGGCUUUCAAAACUUCCACAUCGUACCCCAGACCUUUGUGCUUCCUGCCGAGUACCAGGAAUUCAGCAGCUCCUUCAGCAAAGACAAGGGUGCAUGGAUCAUCAAACCUGUGGCGUCCUCCAGGGGCAGAGGCAUCUACCUUGUCAACAAUCCGAGUCAGAUCCCACUGGAUGAGAACAUCCUGGUGUCGCGGUACAUCAGCAAUCCUCUACUGAUUGACGAUUUUAAGUUUGACGUGCGUCUGUAUGUGCUGGUGACCUCAUACGACCCUCUCCUGAUCUAUCUCUAUGAGGAAGGGCUGGCCAGGUUUGCCACGGUGAAGUACGACCACGCCACGGCAAACAUCAAGAACCAGUUCAUGCAUCUGACCAACUACAGUGUCAACAAAAAGAGCAGCGACUACGUCAGCUGCGAUGACCCUGAAGUAGAGGAUUAUGGGAACAAAUGGAGCAUGAGCGCAAUGCUGAGGUAUUUGAGGCAAGAAGGCAAAGACACCACAUUGCUCAUGGGUCAGAUCGAGGAUCUGAUCGUUAAAGCUGUUCUGAGUGCUGAGAUCCACAUCGCCACAGCCUGCAAGACGUUUGUCCCUCAUCGAUGCAACUGCUUCGAACUGUAUGGUUUCGACGUUCUCAUUGAUUCCAACCUCAAACCGUGGCUCUUGGAAGUGAACCUCUCUCCCUCACUGGCAUGUGAUGCCCCCCUUGAUUUAAAGAUAAAGGCCAGCAUGAUCUCCGAUAUGUUUUCUCUUGUGGGUUUCGUGUGUCAGGAUCCCUUAUCACGACAGCUGCGUACUGACAGAGCUGGGUUUGACUCAAGAAUGAAGAAUCCUACCCAGAAGCCUCAGCGUCAGAGACCGCCAUCCUCCAACAGUGCCGACCCAGAAGCGCAGAGAGAGAAACACAGCACUAAGCAAGCGGAGAGCACACUGGGCCUGACAGCAGAAGAGAUGAAAGUUCUGAGGAGGGUACAGGAGGAAUAUGAGCGGAGAGGUGGAUUUGUUCGGAUUUUUCCUACUCCAGACACCUGGGAACUUUACAGUGGUUAUCUGGAAUACAAGACAUCUAUGAACGCCAUGUUGGCGAAUAAACUUUUCCAUGGAAGAUCUGUGACCUCCCGCUCAAGGAACAGGGUGAAUGAUAAUGUACCUCUGGUGUUGGGGGUCUUUUACACACAUCAUGUAGUCCAAUACGAAAGAAAGCUACUCACUCUGGAGGCACGAAAGCAGAGGCGCAGCGGAAGAAGACGAGCAGGCCUCAAACCCUCUCAAUCCCCUCACACCAGUGAGGAUGAGGACGGGCUGGAGGGAGAGACGGAGCUGAAAUCAUCUCGCACACAUUCAGCCGGUGACCUCUACACAAACACUGCGCUGGAACAACAACCCAGAGUCAAUCUGCUCCACAUUCUCCAGCAGGGAUGGGACCUCAGUAAAGUUCAAGCACGUAUGGCCUUCUCUUCUUACCUGCACCGUGUGCAGCUGCGCCUGCUGUCCGAGAGCAGAGCCGUCAGAAGCCCGGCCUGGACACAGAAGGAGCACGAUCAGAUGGAGCUGGUUGUUCGCUUUCUGCAGAGAGCCAGCAGUAACCUGCAUCAGGACAUGUGUAUGGAGGUGCCCAGCCCUCAGCUCGGCCUACAGGACCGUCAGCGCAUCCUCUCCCAUCAGCUGGGCAACUUCAUACAUCUCUAUAAUGAGGAAACCAAGCAAAUGGUGGAGAGUUUGGACAAGAUUCCAGAUGAAGAUCGCUGCAUCAACUCCAGUGUUUUCCAGGAGUUUAUUCUGGAGGCGAGUGAAAGUGACUUAGAGGAAGUCCUUACAUUCUACACUCAGAAGAAUAAGUCUGCCAGUGUGUUUCUGGGCACAAAGUGUCACAGCAGCAGAGUCAAGAGAAACAGCGAUGAGACAGCUGCAUGUCUCAACAUGGGCACCUCUGGUGGUUUAGAGAAUGCAGAUGCAAUCAGCAAGACCCAAAUAACGGACAGUACCAUGACUCUAACAGGAGACCAGGGCCAAAAUAAUGCAACCCAAAGCACGGAAAACUGUAGCAGGAGCAAAAGCAAAUGCAACUCAUUGCAAAAUGGACACAUCAGAAACAAAAGGCAAAGUGGAGACGGCGCCGUUAUCGAAGUGCCACCCAAUGCUUCUACUGCCGCUGAGACUGAAUCAAGAGUGUCGCGAGACGAGACAAGCAAGACUCACACUUCUGUUGUCAGAAACAGGAAAGCGCUGUCAAAAACGACGUUCGCUCCAGCUUUAGACUGUGAACAGAUUGUCUUACAGCACUGCCUCCCACCGCCAGCACCAGAACCGCCGCCUUACGUCCAGCCGCCACCACAUCCACUGGCCACACCUCCGUCUCCGUGCGCCACGUGGGCCUCUGCACGCAACCAGACUACUGGACCAACGAUCGCCCAAGAAACGCCUCGACAGAUCCAUCCUACCUGUGCAAACACCUUCAUGCCUAAAGCCGUGCUGGUGUCCAACCAGAGAUCGUCACGCCCGUGCUCUGCAGGACACGUCUGUUCCACAGGGAGUCAGAAACCCAGUCUGAGUAAGUCCAGGCCUGGUUCUGCUGGUGUGCUGAAAGAGAAGGACUCGCUGUCGGCUCAGGCUCAGUCCAACCAGCAGGCCAUCGUAUCCGCUCUGCGCAAACUAGUGGAGAAGCAGGCGGCUCGCCAGUACAGCACGUCCAGUCACAUCAGCCUCCUCACACAACAUCUGACGAAUCUGAACCUGUCGAAUGGGCUCUUCAGCAAAGGGGGUCUGACGUUGGCUCCUGGGGUCCGACCUGGACCUGUGAGAGCAGUGCAUACAGACGCAGCCCCUGGGAACUCUGGUCUCAGGACUGCGUGUGAAGCCGAGUCUGUGUGCGAUGGUUAUUCGGUCAACGCUCAGAAGCAGCCGUCGGCCACAGGAAGCUACCAGCUCCAGUUCGCCAUCCAGCAGCUGCAGCAGCAGAAGCUGCGAUCCAGACAGCUGCUCGACCAGAGCCGCACACGCCACCAGGCUGUUCUGGCAUCACACACCCUCAUGCCUGCUGCAUCAGCACGACCUCACGCUCCCAGCAGCCCCCUGAGCCAGCCGUUCAGACGCACCCUGAGUCAGGCGGGCAGCGCAGGUGUCCUCACGCUCACCCCAAAACCUCCCAGCAGCACACCCAGAGACGGACGCGUACGGAAGACUGUCGCCCACUCUCUCCACAAGAAAGCAUUAUUUGAGACUCCAGUCGGUCACAGCAGCACCAGUGGACAUCAUGUGGUGUAUGAGACCAUGUGCACAAGGACAGGUCUGUCGGUGUACAGUAAACUCUUCCACACUCAGGGCUCCAAAAACAGAUGAAUGAGGCCAAAGGUCAACCGUACCAAUCAGCUGCUCUCUGGGAUAUGUUACACAAGUCCUCUUCUACACCCUCCGGCUGCUCAGAACAUGGACAUGAAGAGUUCAGCUCUCGACUUCACCCAUGUCUCUCUUUAUGCUGUCUUCUGAUAAUCAAUAUUUCCUCCUAGCCGGCCUUGUGUGUGUGUGUGUUUUUGAGUGUGUGAAAUCCUUGCAUGGAUUGGAUCUCUUCCAAAGUCUGAAGGUUUUUCCAAAGGCGUUCUGUCCCAUAUGUGCAGUUGUCCAGGCUUCAUUUUCACCCCGCAACUGAUGCCAUGUGACGGACAGCUCACGACAGCUGCUGCACGAGCACACAAACACACGGCAACAACAGACCCCGAGCUCAUGAACGUGUCCAUCAUAUUUAUCCGUGUUUACAUGUACAUAUAGAAGAUCUCAACGUCCAUCACCGCUCGCUAAUGAUCUCUAAUGACUUCUGUUGAAGUGCCUCAUUCAGGUGUGAUGAACCACAUGUCCAGGUAAAGUUGAUGUCAUUUGUGAUGAUUUUCUGUAGUUCUGUAAUUACAAUGACUGUUUUUGACCAAUGCCCUGGUAAUACUUGAUUCACCAUGGUCAGCACGUGUGCUGAUGGGAUGACGUUGUGUUUUCAGGUUGAUUUUAGUUUAACGCCUCACUUUUAUUACCUGGCCAAACAUGAAUAUAUGACAGCGCCUCAUUCAUGCAACGGGUAUUGAACAAAUUUCUUACAUGAAUCUUCACUUUGAGUUGAUGUAAACACAGUUCACACAAAUUAAUUUAGUGUUUCAUGAAUGAGGCCGAUUAUGCAACGUACAGGAUUUGCUGUUUUAAUGUUUUAGUUUGUACAGUAUUUGUAUUGCAUUUUCUCUCCUGAAUUUACUUGAAUUUGCUCUCCUGACAAAUUAUUUGUCAUGCUAACAUGUUACAGUACCUUUUUAGCGUUCAGUUGUACCAGUAAACUGGAAGAAAUGUCA